AUGACACAGAACGUGUUCGCCGUCCCAAUCUUCUUCAUCUGCUUUCGAGAAUGCCUCGAAUGCGUGAUCAUCGUGUCGAUUCUCUUCGCCUUGCUGAAAAACUCCAUUGGCGCCGAGAAAGACCGUGAAACGUAUCGCAAACUUCGCAAACAAGUAUGGGCUGGCAUCGGCUGCGGCCUCAUCCUCUGCCUCGCCAUUGGGGGCGGCAUGAUCGGUGGCUUCUACACCCUCCACAAGGACACCUUCUCCAUUACCGAGGACAUCUGGGAGGGCACGUUCAGUCUUAUCGCCACCGUCAUCAUCUCGGUCGUGGGUGCGGCUCUCCUGCGCGUCUCAAAGCUCCAAGACAAAUGGAGGGUGAAGCUUGCCAAAGCGUUGGAGAAGCAGAAGGUGAAGCAAAAAGCUUCCGCCGGCAGUCGCUUCAAAUUGUGGUGUGAGAAAUACGCCAUGUUCUUGCUUCCCUUCAUCACCGUCCUUCGAGAAGGCCUGGAAGCUGUUGUGUUCAUCGGAGGUGUUGGCUUGUCGCUACCAGCUUCCUCGUUCCCCCUCGCCGUGGUGUGCGGACUUGGUGCGGGCUGUGCCGUUGGCUACUUGAUCUACCGCGGCGGCACAUCAAGCAAGCUGCAGAUCUUUUUGAUUAUCUCAACAUGCUUCCUGUACCUCGUCGCAGCCGGCCUCUUCUCCAAAGCCGUAUGGGCGUUCGAGAUUCAUGCCUGGAACAAGGUUACCGGCAGUGACGCCGCUGCUUUGGGAUCUGGGCCAGGGUCAUACAACAUCAAACAGAGCGUAUGGCAUGUCAAUUGCUGCAACGCCGAGGUCAACGGCGGAGGCAUCUGGGGUAUUCUCAACUCCAUCUUCGGCUGGGAGAAUUCGGCGACGUACGGGUCGGUGAUAUCGUACAACGUGUACUGGAUUGGCGUCAUGAUUGCCUUUUGGAGUAUGCGCUACUUCGAGAAGCAUGGUCACUGGCCGCUGAGGAAGCCAAAGACCAAGCACAUGGCCUCCAUCUCCGACAGCUCCAGCUCUGAAGGCGUGGAGUCGAGUGGAGUUGUCGUUGAUGAGAAGAAGGGGGGAGUCACCACUACUACAGGUCCACUGCGGGAAAUUGAGGCCUGA
This is a messenger RNA of Neohortaea acidophila, 1116 nucleotides long. RefSeq names its product iron transporter. NCBI's taxonomy places the organism in Eukaryota, Fungi, Ascomycota, Dothideomycetes, Mycosphaerellales, Teratosphaeriaceae. The transcript has 4 exons. Gene Ontology annotation, cellular component: plasma membrane; high-affinity iron permease complex. Bases 1 to 1116 code for a protein of 371 amino acids. Gene Ontology annotation, molecular function: ferrous iron transmembrane transporter activity. Gene Ontology annotation, biological process: iron ion transmembrane transport. The record is from RefSeq and is a predicted model, not a curated record.